Messenger RNA from Penicillium cosmopolitanum, 1269 nucleotides. RefSeq lists its product as uncharacterized. Gene Ontology annotation, cellular component: nucleus; cytoplasm; cyclin-dependent protein kinase holoenzyme complex. NCBI's taxonomy places the organism in Eukaryota, Fungi, Ascomycota, Eurotiomycetes, Eurotiales, Aspergillaceae. Gene Ontology annotation, molecular function: cyclin-dependent protein serine/threonine kinase regulator activity. The transcript has 3 exons. The record is from RefSeq and is a predicted model, not a curated record. Bases 1 to 1269 code for a protein of 422 amino acids. Gene Ontology annotation, biological process: regulation of cyclin-dependent protein serine/threonine kinase activity; mitotic cell cycle phase transition.
AUGGCUUUCUCCCGUCCUCGUUCCAGCUUCCAGCCAUGUGAGACCUUCUUUGUGGAGGAUGACUAUCACCGUGCUCGCGCGGACAGACAGGCGCAACAGGAGCACGACAAGCUCGUUGCUCGUGAGCGUCAAUAUGCCAUCGCGGAUCAACUGUCCCGUCUUACUAGCGAGGAGCUUCGUGACGAUGUCCUGAAGCACAUGCUAGAAAUGGACAGUCAAACCCUCCCCGAUGUGGAAUCCAUCGAUAUUCAAACCGAAAUUCAGUGGUUCAUGCGUCCGUACCUCCUUGACUUCCUGAUCGAGGCCCACACUGCUUUCCAGCUCAUGCCGUCGACCUUGUUCUUAGCCAUCAACCUCUUGGAUCGUUAUUGUUCCAAGCGUGUGGUUUACAAGCGUCACUACCAGUUGGUUGGCUGUGCGGCUCUCCUCAUCGCCGCGAAGUACAAUGACAAGAAGGACCGUGUCCCCACUGUCAAGGAACUGAAGUCAAUGUGCUGCUCUCUCUACGAUGAUGAUAUGUUCAUCCAGAUGGAAUGGCACGUUCUGCAAACUUUGGGUUGGACCAUCGGUCACCCGACCGUUGAUAGUUUCCUUCAGGUCGCUGUCCUGGAUGAGGUCUACGAACCCCGAAAGAUUGCUCUAUUCCACCGCGAUUUCGUCUCUAAGCCCUCCUCGGAACUCGCCCGGGCUGCUUUGGCUUUGGCACGCUGCAUCCUCAACCGUCCGCAACCUCGUCACACCGACUGGGCUGCCCAGUACGACUCGAUGACUCUUGUUGGUCUUUCCCAGCAGCUUCACCAGCCGUCGUCGGUUGUUGCUCGCAAGUACGCCUCGGCCCACUACUCGCGCGUUUCCAAGGUCCUGGAACAUUUCCUGAACCGCCAGGCUUCGUUGGCCAGCUACGCCCGAUGCACUCCCCCGGUGGAGACUCCCGUGGAGUCCAAGCCGUAUAAUGGAGAGAUCGGACUUGCCACCCCUCAGAAGUCCCAGCAGUUGACUGCCAUCGCGCAUGGAUACAUGACUCCUCCGGUUACCCCGGAAAAUGGAGGCUUUGUCCCGGCACAGGUGGGCAACCAGGACCUCAACCAAGUCGUUCCAGCUGUGAAUGUCUGCUCGCCAUCACCUGCACCUGAAGCUGAGAUGCAGUACAUGUCUACUGAAGCCUACCAGCAACAAGAAGCCCUGUAUAUCGCUCAGCAGCAGCAAAUGCAGCAGUUCCCUCCGCGGCCACAGAUGGUCAUCGACCCCACAUACGCGGGUGCGAUGUAA